Messenger RNA from Penicillium chermesinum, 711 nucleotides. RefSeq names its product Gtr1/RagA G domain protein. The record is from RefSeq and is a predicted model, not a curated record. Gene Ontology annotation, biological process: regulation of autophagy; cellular response to starvation; positive regulation of TOR signaling. Gene Ontology annotation, cellular component: fungal-type vacuole membrane; nucleus; Gtr1-Gtr2 GTPase complex. Bases 1 to 711 code for a protein of 236 amino acids. Gene Ontology annotation, molecular function: GTPase activity; GTP binding. The transcript has a single exon. Lineage: Eukaryota; Fungi; Ascomycota; Eurotiomycetes; Eurotiales; Aspergillaceae.
AUGGAUUUUCAAGUCUGGGAUUUCCCAGGUCAACUCGAAUACCUUGAGCCCUCCUUUGACCUCGAAGACAUUUUCGGCAGCCUCGGUGCCCUGGUAUGGGUGAUUGAUGCACAAGACGACUAUAUCGACUCGGUGGCACGACUGAACCGUACCAUCUUGACCGUGCAGCAAUAUUACCCCGGGAUCAAUAUCGAAGUAUUCAUUCAUAAGGUCGAUGGGCUCUCCGAUGAGUACCGAACCGACACAUUCCAGGAUAUUGUGCAAAGGAUCUCCGAUGAACUUAGCGACGCCGGCUAUGAAAAUGCCCCGGUACAUUACUACCUCACCUCUAUCUAUGACUAUUCCGUCUUCGAGGCAUUCAGCAAAGUCAUCCAGAAGCUGAUUCCGAAUCUAUCAACACUUGAAAACUUGAUCAACACGCUGGGCAACAACUGUGGCUUUGAGAAGACGUAUCUCUUCGAUGUCCUAAGCAAAAUCUACAUCGCCUCCGAUACACGGCCUGUCGAUAUGGCCUGUUAUGAAAUGUGCUCAGAUUACAUUGAUGUCAUUGUCGAUAUCUCAGAGCUCUACUCGUGGGACCAUGCCGAGCGUCGUCCCAAGGGCGAACAAAUCCAGGAAGCAGAGAGCCAUGUGGUCUUGCACGAUGAGACGAUGAUACAUUUGAUGGAGAUGAACAAGUAUGCGAUGGCCCUUGGAAUCAUUUUGAAGUAG